AUGCAGUAUAACAAAUUGGUCAAUACACUUUUGGAUGUUCCUACAAAAGAAUAUCCAAAAAGGAGAUUUCUUUUAACUAAACUUCUUGGUUGUGGUGCGGAAGGAGGAGCCUUUCUUGCUUCCGCCUCUGAUUGGGGCAAUAAUCCUUAAUAAGUAGUAAUUAAAAUACAAAAAAACAUGAAACCUAAUGAAAAAUAAUUUCUUAGUUGUUUAUUAGAGUACCAAAAUUUAUAUGAAAAUGGAAAUAAUUAAUAAUAUCUUCCUACUUAUUUAAUCAGAAUAUAUGAAAAUUUUUAAUGGUAAUAGAAUCAUUGCAUUGUUAUGGAAGUUGGACAAGAAGAUUUAUAUAGUUUCAUAAAUAAAAGUAGGAAUGUAUCAAUAUAAGAAAAAGAACAAAUUUGUUUUUAGGUAAAUAUUUUAAUAAAUAUAAUUAUAGAUUAUUUACCCAAUUCUAUUUCUACAUUAAUAGAAGUUAAUCCAUCGAGAUAUUAAACCAGAAAAUUAUAUUAAAGUAGGAAAUGUUUUUAAACUUAUUGACUUUGGUUUAAUUAGGAGUUCGUUAUCUGAUGAUAAAACUAUAUAAGUUGGUAGUACAAUAUUUCAAGCACCAGAAAUUAUAGAAAAUAGAAGUGAUUAUACAGAUAAAGUUGAUAUCUGGUCAUUAGGAUGUGUUUUUUAUGAAAUAUUAGCAACUAAACCUUUGUUUGAUGGUAUAAAUAAAUUUAUAAUCUUAGGAUAAACUUAUUAAGAAGUAACUAAUAAUAUUAAAAGUCAUAAAAAUUACCCAGUUCCUGUUAAUAAUAAAAUCAAUUAAUUAUAAAUUUCAUAAUAAUUUAAAACCAUUUUAAGUUCAAUGCUAAUUUAUGAUGAAAAGAAAAGGCCAUCAAUAUAAUAAGUUUAUGAUUAAUUCAAAAGUUACUUAAAUCCAUAAUAAAAAGUAAUUCCAUAAAUUAUACCCAAACCAGAUAUUCCAUAACAAAAAUAACAAUAAGAAAGUAAUUAACAACAAUAAAUUAAGCUUCAAAAUACAAAUUGUGCUAAUAAAUCUGAAAAUAAUAGUUCUGAAUAAUAAAAUUAAAUUAUCCAAAAUAAAGAACUUAAUUAAAAUUAAUAAUAACCAAAGAUUGAUGAUGUAAUCAAAAAAGACUAGAUUAAAUCAGAAGAAUUUAAUAAAUCCUAAUUAAUUUAGAUAUAAAAAAUUGUUGAUAGCAUGGUAGAAUCAAAACUUAAGGAAACUUAAAAUUAAUUAAUAUAAAGAGAAUAGGAAAUUAAAUAGUUAAAUUAGAAAAUAUCAGAUAUAACUAAUGUUAUGAAUAAAAAACAAUAAGAGGAAUAAGUAAAUUAGAAUAAAAUAAAUCAAAUUAAUUAAGGUAAAUUUAAAGAAAUCGAAUCUUAAGUAUAAUCAAUAUAAUAGUAAAAGUCUAAUAAUGAAAAAUAUAAUUAAGAUGAGAAAUUCUAAUAAUUCCAGUCAGAAAUAAUGAUAGUAUAGUAAUAAUUAAAAUAAAUAUAAUAAUAACAAUCAUUGUAGAAUAUAGAAUAAUAAAGCCAAUAAAAAACACAAGAAAUAAUUCAAGAAAAUAAUAAGUUGUUUAAAGAAUAAGAAGUUAAACUUUAAGAAUUCUUAAACAAAAAUAUUUAAGAAUAAAAUUAAUAAUUGACUAUAAAAUUGGAUGAAAUAUAAAAAGAAUUUAACAAAUUUAAGGAAUAAUAAAUGGAAAUAAAUAAUCGAUGUUUGAAUAUUGAAUAAGAUAAUUAAAAAAAAUAAUAAGAAAUAUAAAAUAUCACUGUUUAAUGUGAAGGAAUUAAUAAGACUAUAUAUGAAAUAAAAAUUUAAUAGGAAAAUCUAUAAAAUUCAUAGGUGAAAGAAACAUAGUUAAAUUUAUCAAAUUAAAAUAGAAUUGAUGAGAAAGAUAAAUAGAUAAGUGACAUUUAGAAUAAAUAAUGUAUUUUAACUAAUAAAAAUGAAGACUUUGAAUAUCAUAUAUUUUUUAUAUUGAUUUAAAUUAAUAAGCCUACUUUAUCAACUCAAUAUAAAAAUAAUUAAUAUGUAUUAUUGGAGAAAUUCUAAAUUUUUCAAUUUUUGAUGCUGCAUUAUAUUAGAUAAUUUUAAAUAAAUAUCACUUUGAUAAAAGAGUUUUAGUUUAAUAUUAAUAUGAAUUCUGUAAGAGUCGAUACAUUUAUUUUAAGCAUUAAUUUAAAUCUAUUUUACAAAUUUUAAAGACUUAAGACUCAUGAAAAUAAAAUAGAUAAUAAAGAAUUUUCUUGA
Molecule: messenger RNA, 2266 nt
Organism: Paramecium primaurelia
Lineage: Eukaryota; Ciliophora; Oligohymenophorea; Peniculida; Parameciidae
Source: the annotation of a GenBank genome assembly